Colletotrichum siamense is the source of this 1755-nucleotide messenger RNA. It is a transcript of the gene moxY-3, whose product is annotated as FAD-binding monooxygenase moxY. The transcript has 4 exons. Lineage: Eukaryota; Fungi; Ascomycota; Sordariomycetes; Glomerellales; Glomerellaceae. The record is from RefSeq and is a predicted model, not a curated record. The coding region runs from base 1 to 1755 and encodes 584 amino acids.
AUGACACGCCAACUCAUCCCUCAACUCUCACGGCAUGUUGACGGCCAUGGCAGCGGCUCCGGCCAGUCGGUCCGCAGCAACACCGCCUACUCGGUGCGCGAAGCGCCGUUCGGAACGCCGCGCCCAAUCCGCAUCAUCGGUAUCGGUGCCGGGGCCAGCGGAAUCAACAUGAUUCGCACUCUCAGAAACACACUCGGUCCUUCGACGUACGAACUUGUGAUUUACGAGAAGAACGCGGACGUCGGCGGUACGUGGUUCGAGAACCGCUACCCGGGUUGCAAGUGCGAUGUGCCCAGCCACAACUAUCAGUUCUCCUGGAGGCCUAACCCUGCGUGGUCGAGUUUCUUCGCACCCGCAGCUGAGAUUGAGGAAUACUUGUGCCGGAUAUGUGACGAUGAGAAUAUGCGUCCAUACAUCAAGACGUCGCACCAGAUCGUUGCCACAUCGUGGUCCGAGCCGAAGGCCGUCUGGGAAGUGCAGAUAAAGGACCUGGAAACAGGAUCUAUCGUCACCGACCAUGCCAACUUCAUCAUCGAUGCGACAGGAAUUCUCAACAAGUGGAAAUUCCCAGACGUGGAGGGCAUCUCAGACUACCAGGGCACCCUCAUCCACAGCGCAAACUGGCCCAAGAACUUUGACUACGCAGGCAAGAAGGUUGCUGUCAUCGGCAACGGAGCGUCUGGUGUACAAAUAGUGCCAGCCAUUCGGCCUCAUGUAAAGGAGCUCCAUCACAUCAUUCGGACGCCCACUUUGAUCAUCCCACCACGUGUGGCAACGAUGAAGAUGGGCCCUUCUGCCCCUUUGAUGCAGCAGAUUGAGAUGGACGAAGAAGAACGCUUCUCGUCAGCGCAGAUUGAGCGGUUCAAGAACGACCCGGAGUUCUACCAAAAGUUUGCCAAGACUCUGGAAACCGACUCCAACAUUAAGUUCGCAGUGGCACUGGUGGCAGGCAGUCCCCAGCAGAAGUGGGCUUUGGGCAAGACAAAAGAGUUCAUGAUGGCGAUGCUCAAGGGUGACGAGAAGCUCUGCAAACAGCUCAUCCCCGACUUCGCGCUGGGUUGUAAGCGACUUACUCCCGCGCCCGGGUAUCUCGAAUCUUUCCACGAUCCCAAGGUUUCUCUUCACACGGAUGCUAUCAAGAGGUUCGUGGCCAACGGAAUCGAGCUGAACAACGGACGUGUCCUCGAAGUUGAUGCCAUCGUCUGUGCCACUGGCUUCGACUCUUCGUUCCGCCCCUCGUUUCCUCUCACCGGCCGGAACGGAAACUUGCAGGACAUCUGGGCCGAGCAGACACCCAAGGCGUACAUGUCCCUCGCCGUUGCCGGCCUGCCCAAUUACUUCAAGUUCCUUGGUCCCAACGCACCCAUCGCCCACGGUGAUGUUUUUACACUUAGCGAGCACAUCGCCACCUACAUCGCCAACACGAUACGCAAGUGCCAGACGGAAAGCAUCCGGUCAAUCACCCCAUCGGAGGCGGCCGUCGAGGACUAUUUCGAGCACACCGCCGCAUUCAUGCCUCGCACGGCAUUCACGGGCGGGUGCAGAUCCUGGUACAAGCAGGGAGAGGUGAACGCCCCCGUGACGGGCCUGCACCCAGGGAGCAGGAUGCACUUCAUCCGCAUGCUGGAACACUUCAGGGGCGAGGACUGGGUUUACACAUACGAGAACGCAAGGCAGAACCGUUUUGCGUACCUCGGCAACGGCUUCACGCUGCCUGAGAUGGAGAUGCUCAAGGCUGGGGCGCCGGCUUCCUGA